GGUCCCGUUUGUCUCUAUGAAGUUUAAACGAUGGAAACCCACUCCAGCGUCAGUUUGAUGGUCAUGUAUGAAGAUGAGUCGGUCGAUGUUCGCCGUGGAGACGGAGUCCAGCUGCAGCUGUCUCCAUGUGGCUGUGAGUUCAUUCUGGUGAAAGCCAAAGACCCCUGUGGUCAUCCUCUGCAGCCCCCUGAGAGGCUCCGACAGAGGACCAGGUUCACCAUCAGCACCUACAAGGACCUGAUGGAAGCUGCGUUGACAUUUAGGAAUAAAUAUGCUAGUCGACCGUAUUUACCAGAGGAGCUCAUCCCUGCUGCCCACAAAAAGCCUUUUUUCAGUAUCGACUCAGAUGUGCACUGGCCCGCCUGGUCCUCCUGUGAUGCGGAGCUCGGACCAGGAGGUGAGACCGUCAUCAGGUCGGAGGAGGGACGAGCCGCUCUGAUGCUGUCUCCCUCGGGCGAAGAAUUCUCCGUUGAGUUCACAUGCAGCCUCAGCCAGACUCACAGACAGCAGCACAGCAUGCAGCAAUUGAGUGGAGACCACGUUAGCAGUCUGACCUUUCAGGGGGAUGAUGAGACCAAAGAGGAAAACAGAAGGGAUCAGUCACUCAAAUCCAGAUGUUCUCCUGGGAUCAUCACCCACAGCGCUGCCCAGCCAAAGCCAGAGGAGAUGUACCAGUGCACCACAGUGGUCCAGCAUCACUCCUGCUUUGCCGUUGCCCACACUUGGCACUACCCUCUCUCCCUGGCUCGCCACCACUGGACAGCUCGUCUCUCUGAACCUCCUGAAGAUGUUGAAGCAGAGGGAACCAGGCAUUCAAACCAGGCAGACAGCGGAAUACACACAUUAAAUAUUGGAGAGAUCAAAUCUGGCCUUCCUCAGUCAUUGCCUCUCACAUGUUCAUCACCUCAUUGGCACAGGUGGAAAAUUAAAGACCCCCUGGCCACAAACGAACAAUCAGAUCAAAACUUUGCAACAGAUCCUGUAAAAGUGAUGUGGUGUCAAGGAGUGAUCUACAGGAUACUGAGCGGGGCUGUGCCAGUCAUUGAGGUUUCUCUAGGAGAUGGAUCAGUCAUCCGGUCUAACGGUGUCCUUAACACUUAUUUCACCCAUCACAAGCCUGAGCUCCAGUCAGGGAGGGUGAAAGAGGUAACGUACCACCUGAACAAUCUUCCACCUGAUGUGCCUGGACAGGUGUACUCUAUAUGCUCUGUUGUGAAUCGUGCGAGCAGGAUCCUCGCUUGCUACGACCAAGCCAAGCAAUCGCUGAAGCUCCCAGUCACACCCAGCUGCUUACAAGAGGAUAGACAUUUUUCUAAACCAGAAAUACUUGAAGUAAACCUGACCAAUCCUACAACUGUUGAAACGGUAGAAAGUCGGUCAGAUCUUGUAGCUGCAGAACUGGAGAAGAUAAAACGAUUCAACUUCCUGCUGGAGAAUAACUACCUGCUGGGAAGUGAGAAAAGAAGUGCACGACUGGAAGAUAGUCGUGUAGAGCAGGUGACUGUUGAGCAGGUGAAUGAGAGCUGCAUAGCCGAGGCUCUUCAGAGGACAUCCAAAGCCAUACAGGACAUCGAUGCUCUCAUAUCUGCUGCUACACUGACUUGA
Messenger RNA from Scomber scombrus (Atlantic mackerel), 1605 nucleotides. RefSeq names its product chromosome 4 C5orf34 homolog (gene c4h5orf34). The record is from RefSeq and is a predicted model, not a curated record. The transcript has 11 exons. Bases 31 to 1605 code for a protein of 524 amino acids. Lineage: Eukaryota; Metazoa; Chordata; Actinopteri; Scombriformes; Scombridae.